Molecule: messenger RNA, 261 nt
Organism: Aaosphaeria arxii CBS 175.79
Lineage: Eukaryota; Fungi; Ascomycota; Dothideomycetes; Pleosporales
Exons: 3
Coding region: 1-261 (86 amino acids)
Source: RefSeq, a predicted model, not a curated record
AUGCGCUUCAACUUGAUCGCCGUCACCCUGGCCGUUGGCCUCUCCAGCUUUGUGGGAGCUGCCCCCGUCGCUCAAGCGGCUGUCGCGGAGCCUACCGCCACAAGCUCCAUCCUAGCACUAGCCACUGCCACAUCUGCCCCUGAGACUGAACCCGAAGUCACUGAUGAGAAUGGCGGUAAAUGGUCCGAGGAGGCUACCGACUGCCCGGCGUUCAUGGCUCGUCCUAAGGGAACUAUCCAGGCAAAGCGAUGCGUUUUCUAA